CCGCCGCCACCCGCCCAGCACCUCCUCGCCGGGUGUGUGGCAGGAGCGCCCCCAGUGCCCGGAGGCCCAACGGCCGGACGGUCCCGUUGACCUGAAGCCAAAAGGCUCUCAUUGGCGGGAGGCUCGACGAACAAAGGUUUCCAUUGGCCGGGCGCUGCGGCGCGCCGCACUGUCUUCUGGGAGUUGUAGUCGCAGCGUCCGCAGUGCGGCCGCCAUUGUCCGGCGGGCGGCGAGUGGAGCGGUCCCUGAGGCCGGGGCUGCUCUCGGCUUUACGGCCGCUUCGGGCUCCUCUCCUCGACCUGUCGGUCCUGGAUGAACCCCGAAGAGGAAGCGACGGCGCUGGCGAUGACCACGGGGCUGCCAGCGGAGUGGCUUCAGCACUGGUGGAGACAGUUGAGCUGUUCAAGAGUGUGUGUGAUGUUUCAGGAGCCGGUGACCUUCCGGGAUGUGGCGGUGGACUUCACCCAGGAAGAGUGGGGGCAGCUGGGCCCUGCCCAGAGAACCCUGUAUCGUGACGUGAUGUUGGAGACCUUUGGGCAUCUGCUCUCUGUGGGGCCUGAGCUUCCAAAACCUGAAGUCAUCUCCCAGCUGGAGCAAGGGGCUGAGCUAUGGGCAGCAGAGAGAGGAAUUGGCCAGGGCUACUGUCCAGGCCGGGAGCCUGGACCUGAAACCCAAGCGCCACCCAAGGAGCAUGGCCUUCCUGAGGUGGAGACAUCCCGUGUCACUGAAAGGGAAGGCUUCCUGAGGAAUGCUCCCUGUCCCACCAUACUAGGGGAAGACUGGGAAUGUGAGGGCCAGGUGAAGUUGCCUGAGAAGGAACAGAAUAAUUUGAGGCAAUUGGAAUUUAGCCUCGAGGAAGCACCAAUUCAAGAUAAAAGCUAUGAAAGUCUCAGACUUGGGGAAAAUGGUGUCCUGAGCUCAAACCUAAAUCCAUUCCCAGAGAUUUCUAAGAGAGACUAUCUCUGUGGUUACGACUCACAGGUUAUAAACUCAGAAUGUAACUCAAGCUUAGUCAGUCAGCGGACAGGCUCCUCAGGAAAGGAGCCAUGUGACAGCAGUGACUGUAGCACAACUUCUAGUCAGGCCAUUCCAAUUAUGGAACUCACACGAAGCCAGGUACAGGAUAAGCCCUACAAAUGUACAGACUGUGGGAAGUCGUUUAACCACAACGCGCAUCUCACAGUGCAUAAGAGGAUUCACACGGGAGAAAGACCUUAUAUGUGCAAAGAAUGUGGGAAAGCCUUCAGCCAGAACUCCUCCCUGGUUCAGCAUGAGCGAAUCCACACAGGAGACAAGCCCUAUAAAUGUGCCGAGUGUGGGAAGUCUUUCUGCCAUAGCACACACCUUACAGUCCAUCGGAGAAUUCACACCGGAGAGAAACCCUAUGAAUGUCAGGACUGUGGGCGGGCCUUCAACCAGAAUUCAUCCCUGGGUCGGCACAAGCGGACACACACUGGAGAGAAGCCGUACACGUGUAGCGUGUGUGGGAAAUCGUUCUCACGGACCACUUGCCUGUUCCUGCACCUGAGGACGCACACAGAGGAGAGGCCCUAUGAGUGCAACCACUGUGGGAAGGGCUUCAGGCACAGCUCCUCUCUGGCCCAGCAUCAGCGAAAGCAUGCUGGGGAGAAGCCCUACGAGUGCCGCCAGAGGCUAAUCUUUGAGCAGACACCAGCUCUAACAAAGCAUGAAUGGACAGAAGCCCUCGGCCGUGACCCACCUUUGAAUCCGGAGGAGAGAGCUCACCGGAGCGACAGGCCUUUUAAGUGUAAUCAUUGUGGGAAAUGUUUUAUUCAGAGCUCACACCUCAUCCGACACCAGGUAACUCACACCAGAGAGGAGCCCCAGGGACGGAACCGGCGACGGCUUGAGCAGUCCUUUGGCCGGAGCUCACACCUUGGCCGCCGUCAGCACCCACACUCAAGUGAGAACCCUGGGGGCGGGACAAAGGCAGGACAGCCUGCGAGCCGGGCGCUUGCCCUGUUUGACAUCCAUGAAAUCAUGCAGGAGAAAAACCCAGUUCACGUUAUUGGGGUUGAAGAGUCUUCCAUGGGUGCUUCCGUGUUAUUCGACAUAAGAGAAUCCUCAUAGGAGAGAAACUACAGAUGACUUUUGAACCACAGGUACAAAAAUGUGGUAAGUCCACAUAGUGCAUUCAUGGAAAGGGGGGCUGGGGGUAGAAAUGCCUAAGGUGACCUCUGAUUUCGUAAGGAAACGGUGCUUUCCAAAUACCUGAGAUUGAUGGUUCUCAAAUCUGUCAAGCUCAGUGCCCCCCUUUAACCACAGGUGUUUUGUGCUAUUCCUUCUGUUACUCCAAAAUGAAUUUACAGGUAAUGUAACCUACACACAUGUGUACUGUAAAAAAAUCAACAUAUGGCCCCUUUUUGUAAAGCAUAAUUAAAACAAAAGUAAUUUAUGGUAAAGUAAUGUGUAUACUAAGUGGGUGUGGUAUCUCUCCAUGUGACUGUGUGAGCCAGUAUGCCUGGACACCUGGGGCAUUGGCUGUUCUCAUCUGGUAUAUGGGAAAUAGUGUUGGCCAUGGAAAUAUUGUGAGGGGCGUUCCUGUAUGAGAUGUGAUUUUCUCAAGUGGUGACUAACUCUUGCAAAAGUUUUGAACAAAACAGAAGACCGCUGCACUUCUGGAAAAUUCUGUAUAAAAUUCUAAGCAUGCAGGAGUUAAUUUGUGUUUAUAUGUGAAGUUGACUUAGGCUCUCAGUUCUUACAUUACAAACUGGUUGUUUCACACAUACACACAUACAUGGUCCACAGGGGCCUGUUCUGCACUUCACAGUCAUUAGACCACGCUUGGCCCCCACCCACAUGUCAGCCACAUUCAUGUCCAGAUCAAAUGACAAGAAAGCCCCCAUGAAAUUCUACUACAUUCCCUGGGAGUGUCACAGCUUCUACUGAAAGCCAUUGCCUUGAAGUGGUUAGUGUUGCUUAAGCCAGAGGUUCUCAGUUGGGGUAGAUUUGUCCUCCAGGAGACAUUUGUGAUGUUUAGAGACAUUUUUGGUUGUCAUAACGGGCAGAACAGAGGGGUGCCACUUGGCAGCUAAUGGGUAGAGGAUGCUGCUAAGCAUCCUGUAAUGCCCAAGACAGCCCCCUCAACAAAGAAUUAUCUAGCCACAAAUAUGCCAGGGUAGAGAAACCAUACCCAGCACUACAACCAAUUUUUUCCAGAAAGAUUCUAAAUUGAUGAGGGCUAUACUAACAAUCCUGUAGCUUUGAUUGUAACAAAUGAUAUCAUUAACUGUUUUAUACACAAAUGUUUCCUAGUAAUUUUUUUGACCAUUUUGCAGCAUUCCUAAUUGGUGUGAGAAAAGGAAGAGAAUCUACUUAUUUUUCUGAGUAAUCUAAAUUUUAGCAUUUUAUCAUGGACAUUGUAAAACAUGGAUAAGCCCCACUUUCGACCAUUCCUCCUGCCUGCUCUGUGGGGUGCAGAUUUGGGAGUGUUCCACCUAUCAGUGCCCUCUGGGGAGGGGACACCCAGUAACUUCAUGGUUCUAGACAGCUCUAGAAGCCAGGCUUACAGUGCCCCUUUCCCUCCUCCUCAGCCCCCAAAAUGGCAGCUUCUGAAGGGUUUUGUUUCCACAGUCUCAGUAUUUGCUGGGUGGGCUGAGGUUACAGUGGCCUCAGUGGGUAAGCUGGGAACAAGCUCGUCACUUGCCUUCCUCUCUGGACAACAGAGAUCUUUACAAAUUUUCUAUUUCUCAUUUCAUGUCAUGUUUUGUAGGCAUAAUAUUCCUACUCAUUUCCUUAUAGAUAUUCUGAAACAGUCAGAUAAAUUCCUCAGGAGAGGUUACUAUUAACCACAGAAUACAUGGUUUUAUCGGUUUAUAAAAGUAAUGUAAAUUCUUUACUGCAAAUGUGGAAAAUGCACAAAAGUAAAAUUUAAUUCCUCAUACAUCUAUUCAGAGAUGGUCACUACCAUUAAGAUUUUGUUAAUUUUCCUGUAAUUUUUUCUUAAAAAUAUAUAUGUAUACAUAUAGUGUACACUAGAUCUUAUACACACACACACAAAUAUAUAGUAUUGUGUUUAGAAAAUUGGAAUUCUUUCUAGUUCUCUUGUAACACAUGCUUCUUACUAUACUUUGAGCAUCUUCCUCUGACCAUUUCAUGUAGCUUUUUAAAUUACCUUUCAGGAGGAUUGUACCAGUGUGACCACCUAGCAUUUUAUCAGCCUUGACUUUUAUCCAAAAGGGUGGUGGUAGGGGGGAAAGUUUUCUACACAUUUUCAAGGGGAGUAUAAAUUGAUACGGCCUCUGUGAAGGACGAUUUAUUAGUUGCUAUCUAAGAUUAGAAACACACAACUCUUUGUCUCAGUAAACGUGUUGCUGGGAGUGAAUCCAGCAGAUUUAUUUGUAUGUUGUAGACUGUUUGUACAUGGUCUCACUAUGGUAUUGCUUUCAGAAGUAAAAAUUUGUAAACAACCUCAGUGUCCACCAUGGGGAACUCGGCUAGAGAUUUACACUGGAAUGGAGAACUACACAGCUUUAAAAAUGGGGACUGUCUUUAUGUAAUAAUAUGGGAAAGAGCUCCAAGAUACAUUGUUAAAUGAAGAGGUAUAAAACAGUGUGUAAAGUAUGUUUCUAUUUGUGUAAAAAAACAUUGGCUUAUACACACACACACUCCUAAGGGUACAAAGUAACCAGGCAUACUAGGUGCUAUUGGGGAGGAGAACUGGGGGGAGAGGAAUGAGGAAUAAUUUUCACUCUAUAUCUUUUGAUAUUUUUAGAAUUUUGAAACAUGUAAAAGUAUUACCAGUUCAUAAAAUAAAUUAAAAAUCUCAACUGUUGCAAAUUAAA
Mirounga angustirostris (Northern elephant seal) is the source of this 4805-nucleotide messenger RNA. It is a transcript of the gene ZNF8, whose product is annotated as zinc finger protein 8. The coding region runs from base 313 to 2091 and encodes 592 amino acids. The record is from RefSeq and is a predicted model, not a curated record. The transcript is spliced from 4 exons. Lineage: Eukaryota; Metazoa; Chordata; Mammalia; Carnivora; Phocidae. Gene Ontology annotation, biological process: regulation of DNA-templated transcription.